AUGAGCUGUACUGGGGGCCUGCAGUCUGACAGAGAUCAGCUGCGCUGCUCUGGCCUCAGCUCUGAAGUCCAACCCCUCCCAUCUGAGAGAGCUGCACCUAGUUACAACCCUCUGCAGGAUUCAGGAGUGGAGCUGCUGAGAGAUCUUCUGGAGAGUCCUCACUGCAGACUGGAGACUCUCAGACUGGAGAACUGCAGUCUGACAGAGAUCAGCUGUGCUGCUCUGGCCUCAGCUCUGAAGUCCAACCCCUCCCAUCUGAGAGAGCUGGACCUGAGUUACAACCCUCUGCAGGAUUCAGGAGUGGAGCUGCUGAGAGAUCUUCUGGAGAGUCCACUCUGCAGACUGGAGACUCUCAGACUGGGGGCCUGCAGUCUGACAGAGAUCAGCUGUGCUGCUCUGGCCUCAGCUCUGGAGUACAACCCCUCCCAUCUAAGAGAGCUGGACCUGAGUUACAACCCUCUGCAGAAUUCAGGAGGGAAGCUGCUGAGAGAUCGUCUGGAGAGUCCUCACUGCAGACUGCAGACUCUCAGGAUCCGAGACGAGACGAUCAGAGCCAAGAUCUAGAAGAGCUGUGACUCAGGAACAGGAAGUGAGGACACACAGAAAGACAAAUCUGCAGCUCAGGUUUGAGUUGUUCUCAGUUCAGCUAUUACGGGGCGAGUCUGAGACAUACGGAGGAGCGUGGAGGCACUUUGGAAGAUAAUCAAGAAGGCAUCAGCUGAUGAGAGACUUCCUGUCAGCUGUCCUCAAUAUUAAAUGAACUAAAACAAUCGAUUGUACUUUUUCAACGGUAAUUCAAAUCAUACGGUAUAAAGUUCAUGGUAUUUGGUGUAAACCGGUUUACCACCCAGCACUAGGUGUGGUUGUAGUCCGGUGUUGAGAGGGGAGUAGCCGCUGCAGGCAGUCUCUCCUCUCUGGCUAAUAUGGUUCGCCCUGCUUGGACGGCUGGUGGCCAGACUUCCUCCUCCAGGCCCCGCCCGUUAAAGGAGAGAUGAUCCUACGGCUUGGAGGCUGUUCCUGAUUGGUGCAGGAGGAUAAUGUGCUGGGAACAAACUGCCAGAGAGACACUCCCAUUUCUCCACCAGCAGCCGGCGCUAUACCCUCACCUAAAAAACAACCUUUUUUUUUUGCAAUCACAUCAAUUCAAAAAUUGACAGAGUACAAUUUACACUCUACUCGGUUCUCGAGUAGAAGUACUCAGAUCUUGUUCUUGAGUAAAGUACAAGUGUAACCCUUCUGAAAGAAGGUGUGUGUGUGUGUGUGUGUGUG
Messenger RNA from Eleginops maclovinus (Patagonian blennie), 1269 nucleotides. Its product is annotated as ribonuclease inhibitor-like. The record is from RefSeq and is a predicted model, not a curated record. Gene Ontology annotation, biological process: intracellular signal transduction. Lineage: Eukaryota; Metazoa; Chordata; Actinopteri; Perciformes; Eleginopidae. Gene Ontology annotation, molecular function: protein binding.